GAUUCAACUUUAUCUAUUCUCAUCAUUUUAUUUAUUUCCUUUCUUUUCCAUUUGGGUUGCUUCCGUUCCCCUUCAAACCCGCAACUUUACACGUCGUUCGCAAUUGUUUGUGGAUAAAGCCUUCUUGUGCAGACCCUUUUCUAUUCUGCACUUGUUUUUUCUUUUUCAUUUUUUUCUCAAUUGGAAGGAAAAGUGAAGGUAAAGAAGAGGGGUUUCAAUUUCUGUGUUUUCUGAAGCAAAAAAAGAUUUAAUGGCUGAGGUUUUGGGCAAGACUAGUUUGCUUUCUUCUUGGUAUGGAGAUAGACAACAGCAUCAACGACGGGUAUCUAUGGUUCCCAAGAAUUGUAGAUUCGGUUCUGGCUCUGGAAACCUCCCUUCUCUGAAGCUAAAAUCUCAGAUUCUCAGAUCUUCAUCUGAAUUUCAGGGUAAAAAGCUUGUCUUUCGUGUAAAUAGAGGAAUACCCAACAGGGGCAACUCACAAUUUCGAGCUUCAAGUGGGGCUAAGAUGACCCUUAGAAUAGGGAGUGUUCAGAAAUGGUGGGAGAAGGGGCUUCAACCCAACAUGAAAGAGGUGAGUUCUGCACAAGACCUUGUGGACUCACUUUUAAGUGCUGGAGAGAAGUUGGUUAUUGUUGAUUUCUUCUCUCCUGGUUGCGGUGGCUGCAAAGCCCUUCAUCCUAAGUUGUGUCAACUGGCAGAGAUGAAUUCUGAUGUUCAAUUUCUUCAAGUGAACUAUGAGGAGCACAAAUCUAUGUGUUAUAGCCUUAAUGUCCAUGUUCUUCCCUUUUUCCGCUUCUAUAGAGGUGCUCAUGGUCGAUUAUGUAGCUUUAGCUGCACCAAUGCAACGAUCAAGAAGUUUAAAGAUGCAUUAGCCAAACACACCCCAGAUAGAUGCAGCUUGGGCCCAACCAAAGGAUUAGAGGAGAAAGAGCUCCUAGCUUUGUCUGCCAACAAAGAUCUUUCCUUCACAUACUCACCAAAAACUUCACAACUUGCACAAAUCACUGCAAAUGAAGAGUCCGGAACUGAAACUGCUGCUUCUCCUUGUUCAGAAUCUUUUCCUAUAUCUCUUUUGACCCACAAUUCUGAGGUCUCCAAGGAGAGAACCUUGACCACUUCUGGUAGAUGAUAUGGUCAGAUUGUAACUAACUCCAUCUUCUGAUUCCAUCCUUUGUACAGUGUAGGAUUGGUUUGGUGUAAUAUCUUGAUGUAGCAGUAGUAUACUUGUGAGAUCAAGUCUUUAUAGACAUCAUUGGAGAUCAAGUCACGUAGUAUGUUUUUCUUCAAGGCAAUUGGAUUUAUGUUUUUUUGGAUCCAUGCCUUGCUAAUGUUAGGGAAAUUAGAAGCUGUAAAAGUAUCAGUGCUCUUUCUGUGUUUUAUGGUAUCUCCUCUUAUUGUUGUGUAAUGAAUAUCAUUUUACUCACCGAUGGAUAAUUGACUUAUGUUCUAGAUGCUGAAGGUGGGGGCUGCAAUCAUGCUAAAUGUGAUUGUUAAGAAGAGUUAUUGUGGUUCUGAGAUGCUGUUUGGUUUGAGGGAAUUGCCGUUAUGAGUUUUCUUUUUGUUCAGGGGAAGGAAAUGGAACGCUGUAUUUUUGUUCUCAUCUAAUGCUUGGUUUGGUUGUUGAAAGGGGAACAACCAUUUUCAAAAGGAACGAGUAUUCCCAUUAUUGUUUAUGAUUAUCAUUCUAUUUCAGCCCCAAGUUAUAG
Messenger RNA from Abrus precatorius (Indian licorice), 1706 nucleotides. Its product is annotated as thioredoxin-like 1-1, chloroplastic. The record is from RefSeq and is a predicted model, not a curated record. Lineage: Eukaryota; Viridiplantae; Streptophyta; Magnoliopsida; Fabales; Fabaceae. The coding region runs from base 251 to 1129 and encodes 292 amino acids. Gene Ontology annotation, biological process: cell redox homeostasis. The transcript has 4 exons.